ACAUCAUGCCUAAAAGUUGUUGUGUCCCCCUUUGCCCGUCGACUGACCGAAACAGCCCCGGCGACCACUAUUUUGAAAUACCAAGCAACGUGGAGCGGCGAGCGGCUUGGCUGAAGCGAAUAUCAAGGCAAGGCACCGCUAAAGGUAGCCCGUGGCAACCUGCUUCGAGGUCGGUCGUGUGCUCGCGCCAUUUUAUUGAUAAAGACUACCGAGAAGGCUGCAAGAGAAAGCUCCUCCGGUCAAGCGCUAUUCCUACAGUGUUUCCGGAAUACCCCUCCUACUUGCAGGACGGUGACUGUCCCAAACGAAGAAAGCUAAGUCGGCAAGAAAACGACGAAACACAAUCAGAUCGACGUUCCAACCAGGAGCCUGCCAAUGAGAAUGACAGCCAACAUGCAGAUGACAGGUCUGAUCGAGUGGAUGAGCCCCCGGCUGAAACUGAUCCCGAGACGGAACCAUCGGAAGAGACGACAACAACUGAUCAAGAAAGCCAAACCGUGCUGAACGUUGCCGCAAUGCUUGAAGAAAACAAAAGGAACACGCACCGCUUGCAGGUGAAGGUGAACAGACUAAAUUGCUCGAUGCAGAAACUUCAAAAAAAGUGCGAUGAGUUGAGCAGAAAAGUUCAAGAGUUUGAGCAGAAUAAAGCGGUACAAGCUCUCAAGAACAUCUUCGCUGCAGCAGACCGAGGGGACAAAACUGCCACUUUUGUGAGACACCAAAUAAUGUCGUUUGGAAAAACAAGGCCCAGCUAUGAGGAGCAUGUUCUCCGUGAGUGCGUCCUUUGGAAGGCAUGCUCAAGCAAGGGAUAUGAGCACGUCAAGGCUCGGAAACUGUUCAAGCUGCCAUGCCGUAGCACCCUCCAAAAGUUUGUUGGGCGUUCCACCGGAGAAGUGGGCGUCACAACUCUAAUCAAUGACCGUCUACGUGCCGAAUUUCAGGCAUUGAAAAUUGACCAAGAAAGGCACUGCUCUCUCAUUAUUGAUGAGAUGGCAAUACAGCAGAAAGUCGUGUACGACCGUCAAGUGGACAAGAUUUUCGGACUAGUUGACAUGGGUAUAGACUCGUCCGAAGCAUCCAGUUCAGGCACGCCCCAAGUAGCAAACAGGCUGUUAUGUUUUGUAAUUCGUGGGCUUUCGACAGCCUACAUUAUCCCUGUCGGUUAUUUUUUCACAAGAUGCCUGAGGAAUGACGAACUGAAGAAAAUGACAUUGAGUGUCAUGCAGGCCAUUGAGGACGCUGGAUUUCGCGUCACGAGGAUUGUCACGGAUAACCACAAGACGAAUGCCGCGCUCUUCAGGAGCAUGUCAGAAGACAAGACACUGCAGCAUGUAAUCGCACAUCCUUUUCGGGAAGACGACCCUUUAUUCUUAUCGUUUGAUCCCAACCAUCUCAUAAAAAAUUUGAGAACUAAUCUGCUGGAGAGAAGCAUGUUUGAUGGAGAUGAGGAGAUCCAAGGGGGUCUUUUCCUCAAAGAACUAUACGACAUCCAGAGUGGCCUUUUGGUGAAGCCGGUAAGGUUUCUGACACGGGCACACGUCGACCCCAGCAACCUCGAGAAAAUGAAGGUGUCUAGAGCAACACUCCUAUUUUCUCCAGUAGUUAUUGGGACUCUUGAGUACCUCAAAGAAAACCCCAGCUGCCAUGAAAGGGCGCCUACUUUCGAAGGCUGUGGCGCGACCGUCCGCUUCAUGAGAGCCAUAGGGAAGUGGUAUGCUUUGCACAACAUUGGUGGGUGGACCGAUCGACAUGACCAGGAGCAGCCCUUCAUAACUACAGAUGAUGAAAGACUGUCGUGGCUCGAAGUGGACUUCGUUGAGUACAUGGAACAUCUAAGAACUUCCGGCGAUGGUGCACGCAAUCGCUGUAUGACGAAAGAAACAUAUGAGGCGACUAUGAUGACGACAAGGUCCACAGUGGCCCUCGCCGAGUACCUUCUUGACAACAUAAACUUCCGGUACGUCCUAACACGCUGCUUGAACAGCGACCCCGUGGAGUCUCUUUUUAGCUGUUUCCGGCAGUUCAACGGUGGAAACGACAAGGUGGACGCAAGGACCGCUGUGUUCACUGCAGAGAGGUUGUUGAAGGUCGGAAUCAUCGAGGCAGCAAAAUCUGGAAAUGCGCCAACAAGCUACGAUGCCCAGACUUCAGUGCGAUCGUCCGCUCCCCAACGUCCUGACGACAACCUUCCACCAGUCAUAGAGAUGGCAGCGAGGAGGCUCAUGAGGGAGCUGAAGUCACCGGACGUUUGUGAUCAAGUGUCAGAAAGCCUGGAACUCGCUCCACUAGCCUACGUGGCAGGCUACAUAGCGCUUGCUUGUGAUGAAAAGGUCACCUGUCCUUCUUGCAAGACACUACUUCAUCAGCCUCGCACAACGGACAGCCCCUUCAACUUGCUUAGAAUUCUCGAUCGUGGAGGACUAACGUAUCCGACGUUAGAUGCUCUUUGGGUGUGCAAGAUCACCUGCAGGUUUGUGCAGGACGUGCUGCAGUCCUCUGAUGUCAGGCGAAGCAGUCAAAUAUCGAAGAUGUUACUCGCCGCGUUGCUUCCUUGCAUGAUGUCGUGCCCACUGAUGUGGUGCAAAGAAAGGGAUUCCCAAGAACAUAGCAGGGAACUUUGUGAAUUGUUUCUGCGGAAGCUGCUCAGGCCACUCUUGGCUAACUGGACUGGAAACAUCAACGACUCCCUCGAUAGAUAUAUGAAGCUUUAUCACAAGCCACUUUCACGAAAGGUCAUACGGUUGUAAGGUUGUGUUUAGUGUU
Molecule: messenger RNA, 2763 nt
Organism: Ixodes scapularis (black-legged tick)
Lineage: Eukaryota; Metazoa; Arthropoda; Arachnida; Ixodida; Ixodidae
Product: DNA transposase THAP9
Exons: 4
Coding region: 6-2747 (913 amino acids)
Molecular function (GO): sequence-specific DNA binding
Source: RefSeq, a predicted model, not a curated record